This is a messenger RNA of Dendrobium catenatum, 1935 nucleotides long. RefSeq names its product cytochrome P450 71A9-like. The coding region runs from base 1 to 1935 and encodes 644 amino acids. The transcript has 4 exons. NCBI's taxonomy places the organism in Eukaryota, Viridiplantae, Streptophyta, Magnoliopsida, Asparagales, Orchidaceae. The record is from RefSeq and is a predicted model, not a curated record. Gene Ontology annotation, molecular function: monooxygenase activity; heme binding; iron ion binding.
AUGCAUCCUAAUGUGAAGAAGAAUAUGGAACAGCAAGCUUUCCUCUGCCUCUUCCUCUUCCUCUUCUCCCCCCUUUUCUUCAAAAUCCUGCUAAAAGCUAAUAAAUCAAAAGGAAAGAAGCUCCUUCCAUGUCCAUGGCGCCUCCCCAUCCUCGGCAAUCUUCACCUUCUCAAUCCCAACAAACCUCACCACUCCCUCCUCAAUCUCUCAAACAAGCACGGCCCUCUCAUACUCCUCCACCUCGGCUCCAUCCCCACCAUCAUCAUCUCCUCCCAUGAAAUAGCUGAGGAGAUCUUCACCAAACAUGAUAUCGCAUUCUCCGGCCGCCCUCUCCUUACCGGGCCUCAAAAGCUCUUCUACAACUGUUCCAGCAUCACUUUCUCUCCAUAUGGUGAGCACUGGCGUCAAGCUCGCAAGAUCGCCAUGCUCGAGCUUUUUAGCACUCGUCGCGUUCGAUCUUUCGAAGCAAUUAGAAAAGAAGAAGUCGAGAAGUUUGUAACGGCUAUUAAACAUCUCGCAACGGCUAACUUAAGUGAGCUCACGCUUUCACUUGCAAACAAUAUUAUAUGUCGAGUGACGCUUGGAGAUAAAUUUGCAGAUGGAGGAUAUGGAGGAAAAGGAGUGUGGCUUUAUGAGUUGCUUAAGGAGUCGCAGAGAUUUCUUGGCGGAUUUUUUGUGGAGGAUUUCUUUCCGGCUUUGAAAUGGGUUGAUAGAUUAAUAGGCUUUCAAGGAAGGAUAGAGAAGAACUUUGAGCAGGUGGACAAGUUUCUUGAUAGAGUUAUAUCGGAGCAUAUAAAAAAAGAGAAAGAAGAAGAGAGAAGUUAUAAUGUUAAUUGUUGUAUUGAGAAGGAGGAUAUGAUGAAUACUUUGUUGAAGUUGCAUGAGGUUGCAGCCCUGCAUGGAGGUUUUCUAAGUAGCAUAGAUCAUGUGAAGGCCAUCCUAUGGGAAGCAUUUGUAGCUGGAACAGACACAUCAGCAGCAACAAUAACAUGGACGAUGACUCAAUUAAUAAAGAAUCCUAGAGUAAUGAAAAAGUUGCAGGAAGAACUGAAGCAAGCCACUAAUGGUAAUACACACAGACUCAUUCAAGAAUGUGAGCUUGAAAAGCUUCAAUAUCUCAAACAAGUCAUAAAAGAAUCAUUGAGACUAAAACCUCCUGUUCCUCUCCUCGUUCCACAUGAAACCAUUCAGUCAUGCCAAAUCCAAGGAUAUGAUAUACCUGCCAGAACACGUGUUAUCUUCAAUAUCAUGGCUAUUUCCAUUGAUCCAAAUGUAUGGGAGAAGCCACUCGAGUUUUGGCCUGAAAGGUUUGAAGAUAGCAAAGUGAAUUUCAAGGGACAAGAUUUCAAGUUUUUGCCCUUUGGAUCUGGAAGGAGAAAGUGCCCUGGGAUUAACUUUGCAAUGGUGAUUGUUGAACUUGCAUUGGCUAAUCUCCUCCACUGUUUUGAUUGGUCAAUGCCGGAUGGAAUGAAAGCUGAAGAUAUCAACAUGGAGGACAACAUUGGACUCACAACACAUAAAAAGGAGGCUCUUUGCCUAGUUGCUAAAUCGAAACGCAUUGGUACGUUUGAUUGUAUAAUGAGGUUUCAAUUAUAUGCCAGAACACGUGUUAUCUUCAAUAUCAUGGCUAUUUCCAUUGAUCCAAAUGUAUGGGAGAAGCCACUCGAGUUUUGGCCUGAAAGGUUUGAAGAUAGCAAAGUGAAUUUCAAGGGACAAGAUUUCAAGUUUUUGCCCUUUGGAUCUGGAAGGAGAAAGUGCCCUGGGAUUAACUUUGCAAUGGUGAUUGUUGAACUUGCAUUGGCUAAUCUCCUCCACUGUUUUGAUUGGUCAAUGCCGUAUGGAAUGAAAGUUGAAGAUAUCAACAUGGACGACAACAUUGGACUCACAACACAUAAAAAAGAGGCUCUUUGCCUAGUUGCUAAAUCGAAGUGGUGA